GAAGAGGAGAGGAAAACACAGCAGAGGGUGAAUGAGAUGGCGGAGGAAGACUUCCGAGCAGAAGCAGAUGCUGAGAUUGGGAAUGGGAAUGGGACCCACACCCACAGCCACUGGAGGUGGUGGGCAGCCGCCAGCGCGGCCCAAUUGGGGUGGGGCGUAGCAUCCUUCAAAAAGGGCUACGCCGGACACUCCAACCUCAUGCCCCUCAAGGCCUUCGCCGUUGCCUCUCUCUUCGUCGGCGCCGCCGCCUCCGCCUCCCUCUCCGCUCUUCAUGCUUCUGGCAUCCACAAGGUUGAAGACUUUCUGGAAGUCGGUGCAAAUAUAAGGACCAGUUGCGGGAUUCGUCCAAAAGCACGAGAUGAUUGACAGUCUUUUGCAUAUUUUUAGUCCAACAUUUUUAAUAAAUGAUUUUGUAUAUGUUUAUCCGAAGAUCAUUGUAACAUUGUCGAUCGAGUUCUUGUAAAUUCUGAUGAUGAUGAGAAAGUGACCGCCCUAUCACCCCGAGUUUUCAUUUAAAAUUCUUUUUUGCUCACUGUCUGUUUAACAGAGCCCACAUUAUUGCCAGAAUCCAACAAACUGAUAAUGUAAUUGGUUCAGAAACACAAGGAUCAUAAGGAACCAAUAGUUGUUAACUCGGACGACAGCUUAU
Morus notabilis is the source of this 649-nucleotide messenger RNA. RefSeq lists its product as uncharacterized. NCBI's taxonomy places the organism in Eukaryota, Viridiplantae, Streptophyta, Magnoliopsida, Rosales, Moraceae. The record is from RefSeq and is a predicted model, not a curated record. Bases 37 to 366 code for a protein of 109 amino acids. The transcript has 2 exons.